Messenger RNA from Amoebophrya sp. A25, 2919 nucleotides. Lineage: Eukaryota; Dinophyceae; Syndiniales; Amoebophryaceae. The record is from the annotation of a GenBank genome assembly.
CCGGAAGAUCUUCGGUUGAGGACUAAUUGUCUUAACUUCGAGCAUCUGAAGAGAAGUCUAAGUACUUUUUUUCGCGUGCUAUCUUGAAUGACCUCGACGUUAUAUCUCUAUAUCAAAGUACACGGUGCUUCGAGAGCUCCAAAUUAUAGUCAAGAUGAUAGGCAUAGGCUCGUCUCCGAUGCCGCCUUCUUCUGGUUGUGGUGCUCCACCGAUGCACAACCAGAACGUAAGCAUGACCGGUGGCGGCACUGCGUCGUCGAGCUCAACAAGCGUUAUUGUGGAUGAGGAGGACGUUGAGCGGAGGCUGCGCGAUCGCGAACGGCGCGUAGCACGAAUGACUCAGUCGCUGGACCAACGCUGGCAACGUGCCAAGCCGGUGAUUACGAAUGUGGCGGAGCAGAUUGAGAGUUGCUUGGCGCAAGUGGAAGAACGACCCAGAGAAUCCUCUCGACUCCGACUGGAGGAGUGCCUCUCAGACGCACAGGAUGCCAUGGGGCAGCGUUCUUCACUGGCCUCAGAGCUGAUCUUGCAACGACACACCAGCGCUGUUCUCGACAAGCUAAAGAAACUCGCAGUAAAAGCGACUAAUGUGCUGAACGCGGGGACGGCGAAAGGGGCAUCAACAUCUGCGCCACUUCGGAUGCACCAUGGGUACUGAAUAUCGAGCACCUCGUAUACUACAUCCAACUUUUAUGCGAGAAUGUUCAUAGAAGAAGAGGAGGGGAGGAUACAUUUACCCCGGUGUACAGUGCAUACUAGCUAACGAAAAACCUCAGAUGUAUCAACCUUCAUAAUUCAUCAUUUCGUAACGCAGGUACCUUGCCUCCCUGAUGCAGGACUCGCAGAGGCUUGCUCAGUUCCCAGCCGAAUGUCGUCGCCUUCGGCUAUUUCAGAGUGUCCGUAAGCUGGUCGACGCAGCCACAGCGCACGAAUCAAAGCGCUUAGCCGCUUAUUCAGCAUCCUUGGUGCGAAUUGCAGGUGGAGAUGAUGGUCAGCCUUCAAGUCUUCAGGUGUCUCGCGAGGGCGCGUCGUCGUUGCCACAUUAUUGGGCUCAGCUUGAGCGAUUUCCAGAUCUUUUUGAAGCGGAAGUCGCUUCUCUCGUCAACAAGCUUACGACGUAUCUGAGGGACACGCUUUGGCGGUCAAUUGGUGUCUCUGGCCUUCCAGGCAGUGCUUCGCGUUCGGGCUCGAAGUCUCCUAGCAGCGCGUCGGGUUCAAAUUAUCAAGUGAGCAUACAAGUCGCGUCUGACACCGUCUCGUGGACUGUUGCGGAAGUAGAUUAUGAUCAUCCCGCAGACACCAGCGCCGCACUUGCGCAGUCAGGUCCCGGGGAACAAAUAGAGCACCACCCUCACAUGAUUUCUGCGUUGCAGUCGUUCUUGCAGUUCCUGAGAACGCGCUUGCACCUGGGUCCGGCGUCGGGAGGGAACAGAGUGUGGAGGUUUGUCGCGGAAACGCUUCUGAGACCGCGCAACGGCACGCCGAUGCGCAGAACACUUCGGGAUCUGCGGCGGGCAGAGUCAAAGGACCUAGCACACGUAGCGGACGCAGACUCCAACUUUGACAAUUUGGACACGGGUGUAUUAGCCAGACAAGAUAUGAAUGCAGCUCGUAGCAAAGAUUCAACGUCCACAUCGAAAGGAGGCACAGCGGGUCAUGAUGUAGAGGAGCUCGAGGAAGAAUUGUGGGAACGAAUCGAUACUCUUGAAGCUGCUACUCGCGAGGAGCUUGGGUUGCACUCGCUUUCUAUCGUCGGAGACCUGCUACGAGAGCAUCAAAAAACUAGGAAGAUGGAAAUCAUUGGGCGAAUCAUCGAACGCAGUCGACGGCUGCUAUAUCGCGGUCCUGAGCAAAAACAUCGAUCGCUGUCACCGGGAGGACCAUCACGACAGGACGCACAUAUUAACGGUGUGACCGCUACUUCGGUUUCGGGUAUAGCAAAGACGGAAUGCGAGACCGAACUGUACUGGACAGAGAUGCUUCGGCCAGCUUUGGAAGCUGGGCCACAUCCGCUUCAGAAAGAAAACUUGGAAGCAGCAGAAACGCUCGUCUUUCUGUUUUUGUUGGUGCGAUGCACGCAGCGAGGUGACCUUAGUCGGGACGCAGCGCUGUGCGGCCGCUUCUUUCGCGAUGCCAAUGCGCUUUGCGAUAGGCUCGCCUCAUUUGGCGUACAGCUACAGAGUCGCAAAUUGCAAGGCCAAACAGAUGCAAGUUUUCAGCAGGUCGCGGCUCACAGACGGGGCAGCUUUACGGCAGGCAAAGAUCGAGGACAAGAGGUGUCAACGGCGCAGAGGGUAAUCCUGCGACUCUCGUUGCAAAUCCGAAAGAUUAGUGAAGAUAAGCUGCGGGAACUCGUGGCGACUUUUCGUGGGUCCCUAACGUCACAGCUCGCAGCUGUGGCAUCAGCGGAGAGUGCAAAUGAAGUAUCGACAGCGCUAGCAGAGAGCGUGCAUUCCAUUAAGACGUUUCUCCAAACACUCCAGGGGGCGCUUGAAACCAGUGUGAACCUCAUGGGAGAGGACGUCCGUUCGUUUCUGGCCCGCGAGUUCGCGAAAGACUUCGCGGCGCAUUUUCAGAGGUUCAAAAAGUCAACAUUGGACAACAAAGUCAUGGAAGCACUCUUGCACCUCCAGUGUUUGGGACUCCCCGAAUCGGAGUUGCUGGAAAUCAGGGACUUCUUCACUGAGGAGGGCAAAAAGCACUUCUAAAAACCUCUGAUAACGUGUUGUCACGGCAUUUCUAAUCGGCUCUGACAUCGUCGCCGUGUACUAGCACCAACCAAUCUCGAAUUUUGAUUGUGCCUCACCAAUGCUCCUGAAGUGAUAUCCUUUUGUUCCGUAUAAUUAGAACCCUACGCCACUAAAGUUAAAUUCAGACGCGCCGUGAUUACGUACCAAAAUCACUUGCCGUUGCUGUGGG